UUUCCAAGGCGGGGGAGGCAGGCAGGGGGCGCAUGUCUCUUUAAGGCAGGUCCCACGACGGGUUGUUAUGCUGGAGAGUGAAGGAAGUGACGGGGCGAUUGAAUGAAAAGGAGCAAAAAAAAAAAAAGGAGAGAGAGAAAGAGAGAGAAGUAAGGGGGAGCUUGAAAGGGGAGACAGAGGAAGGAGAGGCGAGGGCCGGCAGCAGGAACAACGGGAGCCGAGGCGAGGGCAGCAGCAGUCAGCAUCCGAGCACCCCUGGCAGCCGGGCGGGGCGGAGCGCAGCCGCAAGAGGACUUUCCCAGGAGUAGACCUCCCUCGCCAGCAGCCCAUGCGGUGUCCGGCGGAGGGACAUCCAGGGGCUAGAGGGGGCGCCAGUGCAGGGGUUUUUUUCCCCCCGGCGAGAGGAUAAGGAGACGGCAGGCAGUCAAGCCAGGAGCCUCCGCCAACUCCAGAAGGAAAGUUGCAAACUUUGGGAAAGUUUCUCUCCUUCUUCCCGGACGGGGCGGUGGAGCUGAGGAGAGCGUGAUCGGGACUCCGGCCGGGAGGGGGGUCCUUCUUAGAGGGUGUUUGGAUCAGUCUCUCUUCCCUCGCCCUCAAUACCCCCACUUUCUGCUGGAGAUGCUCUGCCAGGGAGGAGGAGGAGGCAGCUGGCUCCGUUUCUUCUUGACGGCGCUGCUCUGGCCUCAGCCUCUGCCCUGGGUGGCCGCGGCGUCGGGGGCCCCGUCGGAGCUGCGAGUCCGCGUCCGGCUCCCCGAUGGGCAAGUGACGGAGGAGAGCCUGCAGGCGGACAGCGGGGCGGACUGCGUCACCCUGGAGCUCCGCAAGGGCGACGGCACCCUCAUCACCCUCACGGCCGACUUCAAACAGGAGGUGAAGAUUUUCCGAGCCCUAAUCCUUGGAGAACUGGAGAGGGGCCAGAGUCAAUUCCAGGCACUCUGCUUUGUAACCAGGCUCCACCGCAAUGAGAUCAUUCCCAGUGAGUCCAUGGCCAAGCUAAGACAGAAAAAUCCACGGACUGUGCGGCAAGCCGAAGAGGUGCGUGCCCUUGAGCAUCUCAGCAUGGACGUGGCUGUCAACUUCAGCAAAGGGGCUCAGCUCAGCUCCCACAUCCACAACGUCUGUGCGGAGGCCAAAGAGGCCAUCUACACCCGGGAAGAGGAUGUGAAGUUCUGGCUGGAGAAAGGUGUGGACGGCUCCAUGUUCGAGGUCCUGCCCCAGUCAUCUGACCUUCCCAACUUGCAGCGGUGCCGCCUGUGUGCAGAUCGCUGGAGGCCCUGCAUCUGCAGCUAUGCGCUGAGCAUCGAGUGGUACCCCUGCAUGCUCAAGUACUGCAAGAGCCGCGAUGCUGCUGGGAAGGUCUCCUCCUACAAGUGUGGCAUCCGCAGCUGCCAGAAGGGCUACAGCUUCGACUACUACGUACCGCAGAAGCAGCUGUGCCUUUGGGACGAGGAGACCUAGCAGGGCGCCCAGGCAGCCAUUUUGUCCCAUCGGUGCUUCCCUUCCACCUCCCUUCAUGUGGUUCUGGGUUGCUCUGCCAAGAUGGCUGCCUAGGAAAGGAGGAAGGUGCGGGGCCUAGAGGGGAUGUGGGGCACCUGUCAGGACUCCAUUUUAUGAAGCCUUCGUGUGGGUCUGUCCAACUCCUUUUCUACCCAACUGCGAACUCCCUUGGACUUGGGGAUAUAGGCCACAUUUGACUAUGACCUUACCUAAGAAGAUGGUGAGCUGUUGGCACAAGGACAUGCUCUAGGGCAGAGCUGGGAUUGUUGAAGCCUUGGAACCAGGUUUGGGACUCAUGCACCAUUUGGCCACUGGCCCUCUUGAAUUCUUAAGGUCCUUGACAACCCAGACUAAAAUGUGACCCACUACACUCUUUUUGUAUCAUCAGGACAAUUGAGGGGAAAGGACAGAGGCUCUUCCUUGACAAUCUUCCAGAAGGAAUAUGAGAACAGAUGAGUAAGGAGGCUCCUCCAAGCACCACACUUUUAUGGGGGUUUAAUCUGCCCAGUGGUGGUCAUGUGGAGCUUGAACCUGUGGCCUCCAUAUCAAAGCUCUUGAACUUGAAGAGCGCCCUGAAACUAGCUACCCGGGUCAACCAGCAGAAGGAAACAAGCAGCCACAACAAGAUGGCUGUUCUACAUUGAACACUCAACGCUCAUGAGACGAGGCAUCAGAACUGGUGUCUAAGUGUGGUGUUCCUGCCCCCUGCUCCUUUUGCAUAAUGAUGGCAGGAAGAUCACAGAAUAGCAGGAUUGACACCAACCUCAGAAACAAUUCAUCACAUCCCCUAAACAGCAGACCCCUGCAGCAACCAAUGCUUGUUAUUGGUUUCAGCAGCAUGGCUGUACCAGGCUAUACCCAGCAGAUGCCCCUUGAUCAGCUGACUGGCAGAGGAGGAAGAGCAUCACUGAGACCUGCCUCUUGAUCCCAGUUGGCUGGUACAUUGAAGAGACCUGUCUCUUGCUCCCAAUUGCUCCUCCCAAGGAGGAGGAAACACCAACCAAGUUCCAGUUAGAGGUACUUACACUCCAACCUUGCUAGCAUCUGUCUCCCAGUGGUUGAGGAUCAGUGGGCAGCUAGGAACCAAAGCAGGAAUGAGAAACCUAUGGUCGUCUAGCAGGGGCAAUAGUCUGCAAUGGCUAACAAAAUCUGCAGGACCACAAGCUCCCAUCCUUGCAGUAUAGGAAAGUAACCCUGAAGAUGUCCCAGAUGCCUGCAACUCAAGGGUAGCGAGCAUGGUUUGGACUCUUAACUCCCAUCAGCUCCUGCAAGCAUCACCAAAGGUCAGGGAUCAUAAGUGCUGUAGUGCAGCAGCUGCUGGACUACCAUAGGUGUCGUCCCCCUACAACCUGAGCUAACAGAUGCCAAUGAGCAUUUCACAGGCUUAAGCACUAUGGUUCUGUUUUGAGACCAUUUCUUGUUAACAGAAAGCAGUGUGCCUAUGCAUUUCUACAUGAUGCAAUAUCCCAAAAAUGUGAUAGGACGAAUUGAUGACAGUCCCCAAUUUUGAAAGAGACUCUAUUGAUCAAGCCAAGGGGAACAAAGUAAUAUGGGGUGACUACUGUGCAGCAGUGGUGUCAGAAGUGGCCCAAGCUACAGGAGUAUGUGGACAUGUCCAGGCAUGAAGGAGAGAGUCUGAUUUAGCUGUGAUUCCUGCAUUGUAGUGGGUUUGGACUAGAUGACCCUUGGCAUCCCUUCCGAUUCUAUGAUUAAGGCAUAGAAACAGUCCCUCUAUGCUAAUGCCUGUGUCUCCAGCUCCAGCUCUCAGUGGCAGAGCAAUCCAAGCCUUAAAGUGCUGGAAACAUGAUAGAGGUGGUUCUGUCUAUGUACUAGGAAUUGCACUUGAAUGUAGACAUUAGACUUGCGGUGAGCUUGACAAAAAGGCUGGUGGUGAUGGGUGAAAGUUCCAUUCCCAUCACUUCCGGGGAAACAGUACCCUGUGACUGUGCCUCAGUUUCCCUUAUGUGUAAAAUGUAGCGGGGAAAGGGGGAGUGGUGGCAAUCAUGGAGCAAUGUACAAGGUUUAGGUGAUUUGUUGCCUAGGAUUUUUGCACACCCCUUUCCCAGGAGAUGGGUAACAGAAGAGCAGCUUACCAACUGGAACCUUACUGCGCAGGGCAGGGGGUGCCCACCAGUGUCCCUGCAUUGGGGGGGUGGAUUAUAUGCCCCUUGAGUCCCUUCCGACUCUAUAGUCCUAUGGACAAAAUGCUCUUCAUUAAGGUCAUGCAGUUGGGGUUGAUGGGAGUUGGAGUCCAACAGCAUCGGUGGAGGGAUCACCUUGGCAAACCUUGGCUUAUGAGGUCUGGGUAGCCCCUUUGUGAACCAGCCUAUCAAUCAGUUGAGGAAAAAUUGUGCACAUUCCAUUAAGAUUUACAAUAAAAUGGCUAUUGGUGUACUAACCAACUAUGGCAGGAUGUAAAGCAGAGACAUGUUUGGUCAGACCAGAGGUCCAUCACACCAGCAUCCUUCAUCCCAUUAAUAGCCCCAUCCUCCAUUACUUUGCCUUCUUCCCUUUUAAAGUCAUCGCUGGUACCUUGUGGCGGGGAAUUCCACAGGUUUGUGGUCUGUUGUGCGAGCAAUGGAGCAGAAACCCCACUUAACCAUUGGUGAGGACCCCAUAUUUGAUUUGCAAUGUAUUGCCCUGUUUUCUUUAUGGCAGGGCUCACAUGCCGAAUUCAAGAGACCCUCUUUUCCCCCCACCACAGAGAUGCAGUGAGGGGCAGCUUUACCAGUUUGACUUCUGCCUGCCAUGCAGCUGCUUGAAGGCACAGGGGUCCUAGCCAGGCAGGGGGGGAGAGGAAGGGAGGUAAACCACAUUUUGCAACCCUCCCUCCCCUCUUUUUCGUUGCCAUCGCCUCCUCCAUGCCUCCUUCCACCGCAAUGUGCCUUUUUCUCUUCUCAACUCUGGACAUUUCAGUCCACGGAAGUUCAAACCUUCAGUGUUUCAUUUCAAAGUCAUUGUUCUGUGUGUUCUUGAGCCUUUCUCACAGAAUUAUUUUUGUAUGCAUCUCUCCCGAGGAGAAGGGGGGGAUGAUGGGGAAGGGGGGGUCAGAGUUGCUUUAAAAAAAAGCCACAUGAAGUGAAACAAAUGUAAAACUUGAAUGGAAAGUAUUUUAAAGCAAAGUAUUUAUCAUAUGUAAGGUGAAUAAACUGAUUUCUUUUGUUUGUUUAAUGCACUUUC
Molecule: messenger RNA, 4677 nt
Organism: Podarcis muralis (Common wall lizard)
Lineage: Eukaryota; Metazoa; Chordata; Lepidosauria; Squamata; Lacertidae
Gene: OAF
Product: out at first homolog
Source: RefSeq, a predicted model, not a curated record